GGCAAUUUACCUGUGUAUGUUUUUUCUUUGUUCCAAUGGCUUGUGGGGGGAGUAAAAUUUUAUUAUGUUUAGGUCUUGUUUUGUUUGCUAGUUCAUUUUGCCACUGCGCAACACUGUCAAAGCUUAAGGCAUUGGAUACAUUAAGUGGAAACUUGAUACUUAGCCAAGGUAAAGUUGAAACAAGUGAUUUGCGCCAUGGAAGACUCGUAAUUGGGGAUAAUUCUCUGCAAGGACCUGGGGCCACAAAGAACUUACUGGGUGUUGAUGCAGAUUACCAAGCAGAUAUGGGAUGGGUUGAUGGCUUUUCAAGGCUGAAGCCAGUCAAUUCUGCCUUGGAACAACUCCUCAAAAUGGAACCAAAGGUUGAAUGUACAGGAGACUUCAUGAAGCUUCAAGUCCAAGAUGUUGCUUCUACCACUGGAUCUCUGUUUUUUGUGGAAAGGGGAAGUCACCUGUCUCCUCUGCCUCUGUCCAAAUUGCCCCCAAGCUGUGGAUACACAAUCAGGUCAACUCUGAGAGAGCUGGUCUUAGUUGCACCUUAUGAUGGCUGCUUUGUUGCUCUUGAGGAGGACAGCUAUGUUCUCCCAUUGCAUUGGCGGGGAGUACCAGUGAGGAUGUCAUGCCCUUUGAUGAAGCAGUCUAACCCGCCAACAGUCGCCUGCUAUGCUGAGGGCAUGGUGGUGAAAACAGAAUGGAUAGUCUCUGUUGCUGAAAUUAAAGUAAAUUUGACCGGUACCUGGGAGCCACUGAUGAAGGCUUCACCCAGAUGUGGAUUCAGUGUAGUUGUACAUCCUGAAGGUGUGGUCAUUUCUGUUCGCUAUGCACCCUGCAUGGAGAGACAGGAUGGAAUGUACACCCUUAAACUGGCUGGAGAGGGAGAAACUAAAAUAUCCUGUCCAUCAGCAUCACCAGCUGAAUCUGAACCCACAAGCAGUGCCCCUGAAUCUAUGCCAAAAACUCCUGCACAAAAUCCCCCAAUACCAGUUUCUCUCCAGGACCCAGUGGUAACUACAAAGAAGCCCAGUCUGGGGCCAGAGGAUAUCAAACCACCUCCAAAGCCUGUAGCACCUCAGGGCCAAGUACACUAUCCCUACCCGUUUUACCCUCAGCUGCAGCCUGAAAAUCCUCCCACUAUUCCAAAGCCUCCACCAACGCAGGGCCAAGUACACUAUCCCUACCCGUUUUACCCUCAGCUGCAGCCUGAAAAUCCUCCCACUAUUCCAAAGCCUCCACCAACGCAGGGCCAAGUACAACAGCCAUUCUACCCCUUUUACCCUCAUCCAGAACCUGGAAACCAACCAGCUAAAAAGCCAUCCGCUGUUCCAAAGCCUCCACCAAUCCAAGCCCCUCAAGGCCAAAUGCAACAGCCAUUCUACCCCUACCCCUUUUACCCUCAUCCAGAACCUGGAAACCAACCAGCUAAAAAGCCAUCCGCUGUUCCAAAGCCUCCACCAAUCCAAGCCCCUCAAGGCCAAAUGCAACAGCCAUUCUACCCCUACCCCUUUUACCCUCAUCCAGAACCUGGAAACCAACCAGCUAAAAAGCCAUCCGCUGUUCCAAAGCCUCCACCAAUCCAAGCCCCUCAAGGCCAAAUGCAACAGCCUUUCUACCCCUACCCCUUUUACCCUCAGCUACAGCCUGAAAAUCGUCCCACUGUUUCACAGCCUCCAGCAACUGUCACUGUGCCACAAGUACCUAGCCCUUUGUACCCUCUACAAUCAAAGAUUCCAGGUGCUGGAACAAAUUGUGGUAAAGCUCCCACUGAAAAUCAAGUCCAAAUUAAGCGGCCUCCAGUUAUCAAACCUCUGGAGGGCCAGGUGCAUCCCUCUUUUAACCCAUACUAUUACUACUAUUACUACCCACAGCAGCCCCAGCCUGUAACAUUACCCCCUGCCACCACAAUGCAGCAAAUGCGACAGGUCACCACUCCAGCCAAAGUUCAAUACCCCACUGAAUCUUACACUCCACAACCUACUAAUGGUGGUAUAGUCCCUCCAGAUUUCCCACGUGUGUGCCCACAAUCUUGCCCUUCUGGAUAUUCUAACUGCUGUCCACAAAUUGCUUUUCAUCAAUAUCUCUAUCCUGUUAUUCCUGCUGGACAUGGCAGUAAAGAUGCACUGCCAGUUUAUUCAGGACUGCCAUCCCCCCAUUCAGUGGGAAACUUUGGGUUUAACAAUGGUCUGGGUUCUCUUCCCCCUCAAAAACCAACUGAAGCAACGACAACACAAGCUGCUGACUCGCAUCAUAACUGGCCAUAUCUACUACAAAACGAGGCACUGCAAAAUUUACCACAAAGCCAAUCGCCAGCUCACUAUGUGCCAUCUAAUGCUUGGGCUCCUGGUAAUGAACCAGUAAAUCCAGUGGGGCAAUAUGACAUACAGCCCCCAAAGCAGCAAAACAAACAACUAUUAGCUGGGGACAUGAAGAAUCCCUCAGGGUUUAAUUUCAUGUCUUUUAACGGCCAAGAUUUACAACAGGAUCAAAAUAAACCUCCAGCCAAAGAACCACAGCCAUCUAACGAAAAAUCCAGUGACUCUAAAGGACCAGCACGUCCUGAGGUCCAAGGUGAACCUGAAAAUCUUCUGGUCCCUUACUACAUGCUUCAAGAUGCUCAAGCACCUACUUAUAACAAGUCGGUGGUUCCUAACAACUCGCCACAGUCAUUUGUGAGUGACUCUCAGAAAUCUACCAAAAAUGAACAGACUGUGCGCUCCCAUUCUGAACCGAAGAGUUAUGUGCUGCUAAGGCAUAGCCCACCAGGUAGGGAGCCAAACAGUUUCAGUGACUCUCCGCUGCCUUCCUGGGUUCAUGAUGCAAACAUCCUGGCACAAAAUUCUGCAAGGCCUCAAAGUAAUAAACACCAAUAUCCGCAUAUAAAGGCCUCACAAGAAAACUCUCAACACCCUAAAUGGCUGGGGAAAGGAAUGUCCAAUCCCUUAGCUGACCAUAUCAACUACAAGCCUGGUGACAAAUCGCAGAGUUUUCCAUUGUUUUACUCUACUCCAGAUAGCCCUCAAUUUGUCCCUUUGUCCCAGGACCCCUCUCCUAGUGUGGCACAUUUAAGGCCUAAAUUCCCAGAGUCAUUCCAAAACUUCUGGAAACCAAAGACUCCUCUAGACUCCAACCAAAGGAUUCUGCCUCAUGGUCCUGGAAAUAUGUUUCAACAAUGGAACUCUGCAGCUGACCACCAAGCAAAUGGACCCAACCAACCUCUCCAGAGAGAAGGUGGAAAGCAGAAAUGAGUUGCCUUCAACAUGAAUAAACAAUUGGAACAGAC
Micropterus salmoides (largemouth bass) is the source of this 3277-nucleotide messenger RNA. RefSeq names its product trithorax group protein osa-like. Bases 36 to 3242 code for a protein of 1068 amino acids. NCBI's taxonomy places the organism in Eukaryota, Metazoa, Chordata, Actinopteri, Centrarchiformes, Centrarchidae. The transcript is spliced from 7 exons. The record is from RefSeq and is a predicted model, not a curated record.